Molecule: messenger RNA, 1206 nt
Organism: Trichogramma pretiosum
Lineage: Eukaryota; Metazoa; Arthropoda; Insecta; Hymenoptera; Trichogrammatidae
Product: venom acid phosphatase Acph-1-like
Exons: 4
Coding region: 1-1206 (401 amino acids)
Biological process (GO): dephosphorylation
Molecular function (GO): phosphatase activity
Source: RefSeq, a predicted model, not a curated record
AUGAGUCGCCGCGCGCCUACCGUGGUCGUUUGCGUCUGGGCGGCCGCUCUCAUCGUUGCCCUGCGCGCCGAUCAGGACUUCGAGAUCGAGCAGGUGCAAGUGAUAUUCAGACACGGAGAUCGAGCUGCCGGCCAGAUCGAGGUCUACAAGACCGACCCUUACGACGACAUCUAUCGAAGGUCCGGUUAUGGUCAGCUGACCGAGCAAGGAAUGCGACGGGAGUACCAACUUGGCCUGCUGCUGCGCCGCCGCUACGACGAGCUUCUCGGGCCCGUGACCCGCUACGACUCGUACUUCGCUCGCAGCACCGACUACGAGCGCACCAAGAUGUCGCUCCAGCUCGUACUGGCCGGCCUCAACUCUCGGCGCCGCUACGACGAGCUCUACUGGACCCCGGUCCCGGUCAAGUACGUCGAGCGCCAGCUGGAUUUCAUGCGCAUCGUCACCCAGUGCCCGAGAUUCCGCAAGCUCUUCGACGAGCUCGAGGCCACGCCCGACCUGAGGGCCAAGUUCCGUCGCUACGAGUCGUUCUACGCCUAUUUGCGCAACGUCACCGGUCUGACGACCCGACGCCUCUUCACGCCCUACGUCCUCUACACGAACGUCCACUCGGCGCUGCAGAUGGGCCUGGGCCUGCCCGACUGGUGCGCCGCCGAGCACAUGGAGCAGCUUCGAGAGAUCGCGGCGAUGCUGUUCGACGCUCUCGUCGCCACGGAGGAGAUGAGACGCAUCGCCGUGGGUCCGACCAUCGACGAGAUUCUCAACAACGUGUACGAGCAGGAGAGGGGAGUGAACGAGGCCCGAAAGAUGUAUCUGUACAGCGGGCACGACAUCAAUCUGGCGACCUUCCUCAGGGCGCACGAGUUCGAUCGGGUGCCCGACGACUGCAGCUACGGCAGCGCCGUCAUAAUCGAGAAGCUGCGCGGCAACGACGACGAGCGCGUCUACCUGAGGAUGAUGUACUACGACGGCAUGACCGAGGAGCUGCGACCCCUGAAAAUGCCGGACUGCGGCUACGAGUGUCCUCUGGAGGACUACAGGCGUCUGGUCGAGCCGCUGCUGCCCACGGCCGAGGUGAGGUACUGCUACUCGCUCGACAUCUUUUGCGACCUGGUGAGGUAUCCGCCGCCCGGCGAGCCGAAGCCCUCCACCGAGUGGCUGGUGAUGCGCGAGGACAUAUUCUCGCUCAAGUAUCCGCUCAGUUGA